GUUGUAUCCAGCACUGCUCGUGUGUACGAAGGCUGCCGUGCGUGACCUCCAUUAUUUCCCAUCACGGGGUGACCAGCAUUUCUACCAACCAGGAAGUUGGAUGUGAAAAUACUUCUGCAGCGAAACUCCAUUUUAAUACGCAAAUGCACUAGACAUUCAGUGUACGUUCCUAAACCAAACGCUUUCGUAUCCUGUUUUCCAGAAAGUGUUUUAAUCUGUCAAAGCUGCACUUUACUGGUAGGCACUACUGUUUACUACGGGGCAGCUCGGAUUAAUUGGACGACUAAUUGUUGAGGUUUUUGACGAGCAAGGAUUAUUGGAAGUGGUUGGCUGCCUUUCAUUUUUAUGAACACUUGUUCACGUUCAAGUUUGCAUGGACAACUGUAGACAUUUGAAUUACGAUACGACCUUCAAUGGAUAAAGAAGACACUGUGCACAUAUCAAUUGUGGAGGAGCAAUCACCAAAGAACAACAUGGACAACGAUCUCCACGACAGCACUCGUUCUUCCUUCAUCUCGACCAACUCUUCGGGAACAUCAGGAACGUCCGAAGCAGAUGAUUUCAACUACAGAGAUUCAGUGAUUUCAACUUCCUCCAUGGACUCUGUUGACCGGAGUCCGUUGUAUUCAGGAGAUGUUAUAACAGGUGGUCUUGGCCGUGUAGGGUCUACUCGCUCCAUGCCGCCUGAAAGGAUCCAGGGAGCGGACUCGGAUCCAGAGGAGAUACAUGGAUUGUUGUCGAGAGAUAUCGUCAAAGAAAGACUUAGCCGUAAGACAGGUAUUAGGAGACACCACACAGUGACGCCAAAUUCUUCACCGAAGGUGCGGGAUCGAAGGAAUCGGUCCAACUCAUCCACUGAGGAGCCAUUAGAGAACCUUCUGGAGAAUGUCCCCAAAGAAUUCUUCACCCUAACCUUUGAACUUCGUGUUUACAGUCAAACUCGACAGAUAGUGGCUGCUAGGAACCUUUCACUAAGAGAGGCGAUCAGGCCGAUUUUAGCUGAGACUCAGAUCGAUCUACGAACCGUUGAUGUGUUCAUCGAGUCUUCAUCCACUCCGACGCCAUUUGAGUUACCGACCUUUCCUCUCAGUGGAAGACAUCUUUAUGUCAGAGCUAAAUCUGGCAAGAACUCACACACAAACAGCCCAAGCUUCUCAAGAAGGAGCAUGGAGGACCCGGAUUUUAUAGAGGAUCCAGGGACAGUACCAAUGAGGAAGGACAUGACAAAAUUCUUUGGCGUAGAGAGCAAUGAACUUCAUCAGGCAGCGACACCACGACAAUCAGUACAGCCACAGAAGAAGGAUCUAACCAAACACCUCGGUCUAAACGACGGGAAGUCAACUAUUGGUAAAAAUCGUCGCAAAUCAGUCCCCGUCAUUCCGCAAGUUCAAGUAAAGGAGAAGGUCGACCCAAAGUUACUCGCCCUAAAAGAAAAACUGGAUGAUUUUAUGAUCAGCGGGCUGCCCGACUUUCCUGCUCUUCUAACCUUCAGCAGCAACAAAAGAGAAAACGAUGACGAGGUGUUCCAAAUCGAGGAGUCGUGGAGGAGCUACGCCAAUCCUGACGACAUUAUAGACUUGACCAAGAAAGAGAUGGAUCAGCAAGAAGCUAUCUGGGAAAUCGUCAAGACAGAAGUGGGUUACAUCAAGAACGUCCGAAUCAUUGUAGAUUUUUAUUUAUGCACGUUGAUCAAUCUUCAAGCAUCCUUAAUGCUGAACGAGGUUGAGACAGAAAAGAUCUUCAGUAACAUCAGUGCCAUUGAGACGCUCCACACUAGAUUCUGGAAGGAUAGACUGUCUAAAGUCAUCUCCAAUGCUCGUCACGAAAAGAGAAUACUGUCAGCUACAGACUUGGCCGUCGCCUUUGAAGGGUUCCCAGAUCUCUUUGCGCCAUACAUCAAGUUCUGCACCGACGAAGCCGACUGUUUAGUGUACCUACGGGAGAGAGAGAAAGAGAAUGAAAUGCUCAAACACUUCAUCGAUUGGGCGCAGAGACACCCAGAGAGCAAGAGGCUGAAGCUGCGAGAUCUUCUGGUGUAUCCAAUGCAGCGAAUCACAAAGUACCCUCUUCUACUUCACGCCGUGGAGAAGAAGACUGUGGAUGAGGAGGUCAAAGCUGUAGUCAAAUCCAGGAUCUCUGAAGUAAAGGAGUUUGUUCUUCGAGUUAACCACGAGCUGAGACAAGAAGAAGAGAGGCAAAAGAUGGAGUUGACGAUCAGUCGUCUUGACGCCUACGAGGCGGUCAGUGUCCCAAGUGGUUGUGACGAGUUGGCAAAGCUAGUGGAGGAGAACUCUUACCUAGACUUGAUGUGCAGUAUGCCGGAUGCACCACCCCAGCAUGCUCGCUGGCUCUUAAUGCAAGGCUCUCUCAAGCUACGAGACGGGGACUCCAGCAGGGUGGACGCCUACGGCUUCUUGUUCACAGACAUGUUAGUUAUUGCCAGGCAACGCAAGAGUGAGCAGUUCCGUGUCAUUAAACCACCGAUGAGGGUCGACAGACUCCGAGUCCAGGAACUUAAAGAUUCCACUGGUUUUGCUCUGGUCCACUUGGACGACUACGACUGUGCUGCUUAUGGUUGCGUCUUAUCAACACCCAAAACAGCCACCUGGUUGCAGAAAAUACAAGCAGCAAAGGAUCUGUACAGCAGUAUCUGUGACUUCAAAAUCGAGUAUCCCAGCGGAGAGGAGCUUGAUGAUGGUUCAGGAGAGCCUCCUACCUCCCCAGAAGCAAUGAUCAUGCGUUCCACAGCCUUCUCGUUCAUGGACAGCUCACCAAACUCAAGUCCCCUUAACUCGCCCAAGUUACCCAUGAAACACCUACUUUCAGUAGACAUAAAGAGGGCGCGGUCCUCAAGUUCCUUAUCAAGUAUGCCAGGAGGUGGGGUGUCGCCAGUCCCAGAGGAAGAAGGCGAGGAAGGUGUCGACGGAGGAAGCAGGGACAGAAACAGUGACGAAGAUGACAUUUUGACAAGCCCCACAGACGGGGAUUCUAACUAUUUCGACACCUCAAGUGAGGACACAGUUAGUGUGAGCAGCAAUAACCUCAGCAGUUCCUCAUUGCAUGGCAGGGCAAGUUUACCUCAAACUAUCAUCAUAUCAUCCCCAACUUCCAGCGGUCCCGAUGAGGUUCUGUCUCCCAAAACCCCCACCAGGCGACCCGGAAUUCUGAUGCCGAUUCCUCCUAGCGCCAUCAACCUAAAGAGUCCUGCAUCUCCUGCUGCUGAUAUCAUCUCCUUUGAUGAAUCUGACGACGAGGAAGCCCCGCCUCAAGAGAACUCUGUCUACACAUUUGAUUCCGGAUCAUCACCAAAACGUAAGACUUCCCAUCAGGUCAACCAAAUAAUCCCAGUGAAGAACACAAAGAAGCGGAGUACCAGCGCCACUGGGCACAAUCACAAAUCGGAACUCGACAAAUCAAAGGAAGGGACUGGAGACCAACACAAAUCUAAAAGUAAAAAGAAGUUCUCACAAAUAACUAAUAACAUCACUAAGAAAUUCUCGAAGUAAUGGUUUGAGAAACGUAGAAGGCACAGAAAAGAUGUCUUUGGAAAGGUGGACAUGUGUAGCGACUAGUGAACCAGAUAAAACACUAGCUUUGUGAGCCAAGACUAUUUCAUUUAUGCCUAUUGUUCCCUGAUGGUAACAUCAGGCUCUCACAUGGAAUAAUGUGUCUAACAGGCCUUGAACCUCGCUCUCGAAGGGCCACAACAAUUUUCCUCCACUAAGGAGGCAUUCUAUGGAGAAUAUGUAUAAGAACCUUGCAGAGGGCAACUCAGCAAAAAAGCACAGGGCACCACCGCAAUUGCUGUGGAAGCCUUGGGUUAUUCUGAGGUCUGCCGUCGAUUUCACCAAAUUCUUCCUAACUUAAGACUAAUCUUAGGACUAAGGACGAGUCCCAACCCUGCAC
Messenger RNA from Asterias rubens (European starfish), 3906 nucleotides. RefSeq names its product pleckstrin homology domain-containing family G member 5-like. The transcript has 19 exons. Bases 414 to 3506 code for a protein of 1030 amino acids. Gene Ontology annotation, biological process: endothelial cell migration; Rho protein signal transduction. Gene Ontology annotation, cellular component: axon; plasma membrane; endocytic vesicle. Gene Ontology annotation, molecular function: guanyl-nucleotide exchange factor activity. The record is from RefSeq and is a predicted model, not a curated record. NCBI's taxonomy places the organism in Eukaryota, Metazoa, Echinodermata, Asteroidea, Forcipulatida, Asteriidae.